UAUUGGUGCAGGCGGGCCAGGACUUUGAAGAAGCGGCGACACGCGAGGCGACAAGUUGGCGCCGCUCUCACGCGACCGACAGCAACGACCCACCACGCCGUCAUGGUCCCGGGGCCGCGCCGCGCCGCCGCCGUCGCCGUGCUCGUCCUGGCCGCGGCCGGGCACCUGGCCGGCGAGGACGUGGCCGCCCUGGCAGCGGACCUCUUCGCGGCGCGCGGCGUGCGGGCCGUGCUCGUGGCGCUGCGCGCGGGCGGACCAGCGACGUUCGGCGUGUACCGCGCGCUCUCCUCGGACGGCCGUUUCCAGGUGUCCCAGACCGUGGGCUCGACGACCGUCGCCCACGUCCUGGACACCAGCGAGCGGCCCUACGUCGGCGUGGUGCUCGAGGCCGGAGAGCCGCCGCCCUGGUUCGACCCGGGUGACCGUGCGUGGUUCAACGGCAGCUACGUGUGGCUGGUGGUGGACGGGGACGCCGCGGCCCGCACCGCCUCCUGGGCGCUGCGCCUCGACAGCGAGGUGUUCCUCGCGGCGCAGGACGACGGCGACCGGGCCUGGCGCGUGGACGAGGUGUUCCGCGUCAACGCGGAGGACGCGGCCGUGCGGCGGCCGUUCGCUUCCUGGUCGCCGGCGGGCGGGCUGGUCGCCGCCGACCCGGAGCUCGCCGUGGCCCCCGUGUCCUCCCCGGGCGGGGACCCGCUCGCGGACCGUCGCACCCAGUUCCGCCGCGUGCUCGCAGGGCCGCGCCAGCUGCGCGUCGAGUCCUCCGUCUACUGCGAGGCGAAGACAGGCAAAGACCUGAUGGAGCGCGUGCUAGACCUGCCAACCGACGAGGUCAUGAAGCACUUCAACCACCUCAGCAUCGCCACCUUCACCAUCAUGGCCAACACCUUCGACCGCUUCAACAUGUCGGUGCGGCACCACGAGCACCUUAUCUCCGGGGAGCUGGCGGCGCCGCCGUCCGGGCACUUCUCCGGGGCGUGCGGCAACGUACAGCGCGGCGUGGACGACGUGGUCGUCACGGGGCUGCUCAUGUCCGAUGGCCGCCUGCAGGUCUUCAAGUACUCGGCCACCACGUACCACUUCCGGAGCGCGUGCCUGUUCCUGGCGGACGGCUCGCUGGGCUCCGUGGACGCCCUCCUCACCCCCUUCACACUGCUCGCCUGGCUGGCCGUCGGGGGGGUCGCGCUCGCCGGCAUGGUCCUGCACAAGUGCUUCCGGCACGUCGAGGGCGACCGCAUCGACUGGAGCGAGAGCCUGCUCUCCACCGUCGGCAUGUUCACCGGCCAAGGUUUCGCCUCCUCCGGCAGCUGGGUGUCCUGCCAGGGCCUCCUGAUCGUCUCCGAGGUGCUCUUCAUGCUGCUCGACGGCUACUACAACUCCACCAUCGUCAAGUCGCUGCUGCGGCCGCCGCCGCCCUCGGUGCGCAACGUCCACGACCUGCUCGACUCCAACUACCCCGUCGCGCUCAACGACUGGUGGCUGACGGUCCGCAACUUCCAGAACGCGUCGCCGGGCCUGCAGCGCGACCUCUACGAGAAGAAGAUCCGGCCGCCGGUGGGGCUCGGCUACUUCCCGCCGUCGGGGCUGUACAAGGUGCUGCUCCGGCCCCUGCACGCCAUCAUCGGCUCGGAGGAGUCCGUCUACAAGAGCACCGAGCCGCUGACCGCGAGCCAGGCCUGCCGCCUGCACGAGCUGGACGUCAACCCGCCGCAGCACAUCGCGCCGCUCGUCGGCCGCCACUGCGCCUUCACCGAGCUGCUCUUCGCCGGGGUGCUGCUGCAGCGCGAGCGCGGGGUGUGGCAGCGCGUGCGCUUCAAGUGGCGCCAGCGGCGCGCUCGCUGCAGCGGGGGCGGCGCGCACGGCGAGGGCGACCCCAUCGGGCUGGAGCCCGUGCUGCCCCUCAUCGCCCUCAUGGUGGGCGGCCUCCUCGCCACGGCCGUCGUCGCCGUCCUCGAGAGAGUGGCACACCGUCGCAGUCAGAGGACACGAGGGGCAGCGAGUUCGGCAAGAAGCCCAGGCUCAGUCGAGGACGCCGUCGCGGGGACUACGGCCUCCUUGGCGAGAUUUGCUUCCUGAUUUGAUGGGAAGGAUGCUCCCAUUUUUGUAGUCGAAAUACACGCAUGCAGAUUUACAAACUUAACCUUAAAUUCCCAACGAAAUAAAUUUUUGCUGAUGUCCAA
Frankliniella occidentalis (western flower thrips) is the source of this 2180-nucleotide messenger RNA. RefSeq lists its product as uncharacterized. NCBI's taxonomy places the organism in Eukaryota, Metazoa, Arthropoda, Insecta, Thysanoptera, Thripidae. The record is from RefSeq and is a predicted model, not a curated record. The coding region runs from base 103 to 2076 and encodes 657 amino acids. The transcript is spliced from 10 exons.